This is a messenger RNA of Spinacia oleracea (spinach), 903 nucleotides long. RefSeq lists its product as uncharacterized. Lineage: Eukaryota; Viridiplantae; Streptophyta; Magnoliopsida; Caryophyllales; Amaranthaceae. Gene Ontology annotation, biological process: regulation of DNA-templated transcription. The transcript is spliced from 5 exons. The record is from RefSeq and is a predicted model, not a curated record. The coding region runs from base 1 to 903 and encodes 300 amino acids.
AUGGAGAGGUACCAGGUUGAUGAUGAUUGUCUUGAAGGGUUGUAUGCGGAAAGGAACAUGUGGGUUCCUGCGUAUGUGAAGCAUUUAUUUUGGGCUGGCAUGAAGACGACCCAACGAGUUGAAAGUAUAAACAGCUUUUUUGACCAAUUUGUACACAAGCAUACUCAUUUGUAUGAGUUUGUUGAGGCUUAUUGUGAAGCAAUGGAGGCAAGGGCAAAUGAAGAAAUUAUGGCAGAUACGAGUACUACGAGAAAUUUGAGGCAAAUUGUCACCUGUUUCCCAGUCGAGGAACUUUUCCAGAAAAUAUACACAUACGCCAAAUUUCAUGAGGUCCAAAGAGAGUGUAGUAGGGUACUGUAUGUGCGGUGUUUGAGUAAGAAAAUGUUGGAAGAGUCUGUUGAAGAGUACGAGCUUAAGGAUAGGAUAAGCCUGUUGAGGCGUACAUUUAUAAAGCCCCCCUCAACAGACAAGCCUGUUGAGGCGAACAUUAAAUUGCCCCCCUCAAUAGACAAGCCUGUUGAGGCGAACAUUAAAUUGCCCCCCUCAACAGACAAGCCUGUUGAGGAAAACAUUGUGUUGCCGCCCCAACUAGCAGUCUUAAUCAACAGCACGCAUAUGAUAUUGGUUUAUGACUUGAAUAACCAGACUAAAGUUCCUGGCAAGUACAUACUUCAUCGUUGGCAGAAAGAUGUUGAAAGGAAGCAUACGAAGGUCAAGGUGAUGUACCACGACCCAUUGAAGACAGAAGUUGUGUGUAGGUACGAUAAGCUAAUGGUGUUGUUUGAGCCUUUACUUUCAAAGGCAGCUAGCUACAAAGAGUCAAUGGAUGUUGUUGUUGAAAUAUCUCACUUGUUGGCAAUGCGUUUGGAUGAGAAGAUUGCAAUGCUUGACAGGCAAAAAUGA